Messenger RNA from Lycium ferocissimum, 865 nucleotides. RefSeq lists its product as uncharacterized. NCBI's taxonomy places the organism in Eukaryota, Viridiplantae, Streptophyta, Magnoliopsida, Solanales, Solanaceae. The record is from RefSeq and is a predicted model, not a curated record. The transcript is spliced from 3 exons. Bases 22 to 738 code for a protein of 238 amino acids.
UUGACAAAAAGAGGGAUAGCCAUGACAUGCUCUGGUUGCAAGUCUAGUACACAUAACAUAAGAAGUUACCCUUCAAGGCCUCCAACUGCAUCAGCAACAACUUCUGCCCCUUCUAGGAGGAAAUACUCAAUGCCACCAACUGCAUCAGCAACUUCCAAGAGCAAAUACUCAAGGCCACCAACUGCUGAUGGAACUUCCAAGAGGAAAUACUCAAGGCCACCAGAAGCAGCAGGAUCAACAAGAGCACCAAAUGCACGAGCAACUGCUCCUCCAACUACACCAGCAACUUCCAAGAGGAAAUACACAAAGCCACCAGUCCCUCCAAGGCCUAAAGCAACUACAAAGGUUAAUGCUUCCCAGCAGUCAUCAACUGGAAGUACAAGAAAAAGUAGUGUUCAUGACACUCAAGAUGCAUCUACAAGCAUGGGAGGGGGCAGGACUAAGUACAAGAGGCCAAGGGUUGUUGGACAGGGUGUAUUUGUGUCUGAGUCUGGAUACAAAUGUGUUAAUCAAGGAAUGCCUAGCAGCAGGUUGGUGUCCACACCUAAGGCAAUGAAUUUAGCCUUGGUCACAGGUGAUAUUGGAUACAAACCCAGCAAAGGAUUGAAGUGGAAAGGAACAAAAGCAGUUACACAAAGACAAAUCCAAGUGCAAAGUGUUAAUCAUAGAAUCCAAACAAGAUCAAAGGCUCUUGGAGUUCAAACAAGAUCAAGAAAAGGAAAAUCUCCAAUGAAGUAGUCUGAUAUUUCUAUGUUUAAGCUACCUAUUUUUGGUGAAACUUGGAUAUGUAAGCAAACAAUGUAGCUUGGUAGUUUUUGUUGACAGUUAGUGCUACUGUCCAGUUAUUUUGCAUAUGACAAUGACC